CAUUAGACAUAAGAAAAUAUUAAUUUAAACCAGUCGUUAUUGCUCGUUAAUUUAAGAAGCUGCUUUAAGUUAUUAGCUAGGAAACCUCAGACAAAACAUCAGUUUGCGGUCGAGUAGAGGAGUUACAUGAAGUUGAUAAUUAGUUUUUGAAAUGUACAUUUUAUUGUUUGUGGUAGUGUUAUGUGGUGUGUGGGUAAUUUCCCGAAGAAAAGGUUUUAAGGGUAAUCUACCCCCGACUUACCCUGGAUGUUUGCCGAUCAUUGGUCACGCGCAUUUGUUGGUGGGAAAUGGGAAACGGUUAUGGAAUCUGCUUGAAGAUAUACAAAGGGAAUGCCUGAAGAAUGAUGGCGUUAUGCAUUUCAAAAUAGGACCCAUGUCAUACUACGCGAUCUGCGACCCCGAAGACUAUUUCACGGUGAUGGGUGCUUGUUUGGAAAAAAACUACUUUUAUCGGAAACUUUUGAGUGUCUGGGUGGGUGAUGGACUAGUCACUGCUCCAGUGACAGUUUGGAAGAAACACCAGAAGCUGCUGUAUCCAGCUUUUGGCCAGCAGGUGGUGGAUGGCUUCAUUGGGGUCUUCAACAGCCAAGCACGGACCCUCGUCAACAAUCUGGCAAGGCUUACAAACAUGGGGCCUUUUGAACAUUUGGAAUAUAUCGGGCGGGUUGCUUUAGAGGCGAAUUUAUUAACCGCAUUCGGUUUAGAGCUAAACGAAAAAAACAUCGAAAAAAUGGAAGUUUACAUGAGAUGUUUUGAUGAUAUACGGAGAAUUAUGAUCCAAAGAAUCCAAAAUGUUUGGAUGCAUAACAAUUUUGUGUACGGUUGGACUGAACUCAAGAAACGUCAGGAAAAAGCUUUGAAGACGCUUCAAACGAUGAAUGAUGAGAUAAUACAGCAAAAAAGAAGAGCAAUGAAACAUAGACUUGGUGCUGGACAAACAAAUAAAGUUGGUAAAAGAUUCAAAGGCUUCAUGGACCUAGUUUUGGAGCUGGUAGAAGAAGGGGUUCUCACCGAUCAGGAGAUCAGGGGCGAAGUGGAUACAAUGGUGCUGGCUGGAUAUGACACGUCGUCUACUACGGCGGCAUAUACGUGUGUUCUAUUGGGAUCCUAUCCUGAUGUCCAAGAGAAGGUGUAUGCUGAGUUGGAAGAGGUAUUCGGAAACUCAGAUAUAGACGUGGAGAAGCACGAUUUAUCUAAACUGGUCUACCUGGAUGCCGUCCUGAAAGAAGUGGGCAGACUGUACCCGGUCACACCAAUUAUACUGAGAUAUGUGGACAAGGACGUCAAACUUAGAAACUACACCAUGCCGGAGGGUAGCAACUGCGCUAUAUUCCUAAGCGGAGUCAGCCGACACAAGGUGUGGGGGGCGGAUAAAGACCAGUUCAGACCGGAGAGGUGGUUGGAAAAUACAGUACCAGAGAACUGUAAUGCUUACACUGGAUUCAGUACUGGACGACGAGCUUGCAUUGGAAGAUCCUAUGCACUGACGUUGAUGAAAAUCACCUUAGUUCAUAUCUUGCGCAACUACAGAAUAAAAGCCGACCAUAGACAACUGGUGUUGACACUCGAACUAUUCCUGAAGCCAGCCGAGGGUUGCAAGAUUUCUUUAGAACCGAGGCAAAUUAAAAGGGAAUAAUAAUUUAAAGUUAUUUAUUUAAUAAGUUUAAAGGCUAAAAAUAUGGGUAAAUUAUUUUUCCACUAAACGGGGAGCGUGGAAAUUGAUAUUUGUACACUUUUCUACUCUUUUAAGUUUUUGGGGCGAUUAUGGACUGUUUUAUAUGGAAUUCUGUACAGAAAGCUUAUACAUAUUUAAAGAUUUUUAAA
Molecule: messenger RNA, 1824 nt
Organism: Ostrinia nubilalis (European corn borer)
Lineage: Eukaryota; Metazoa; Arthropoda; Insecta; Lepidoptera; Crambidae
Product: cytochrome P450 4C1-like
Exons: 10
Coding region: 152-1636 (494 amino acids)
Molecular function (GO): oxidoreductase activity, acting on paired donors, with incorporation or reduction of molecular oxygen; monooxygenase activity; heme binding
Source: RefSeq, a predicted model, not a curated record